AUGAACCCCAUCCGCACCCUCGCCGCCGCCGCCGCCCGCCGGGCGACCACCUCCACCCUCCCCCGUCGCGCACCAGCAGCAGCAGGGUACCACGUCUCGAGCGUGCGGCUCGCGGGCAAGGAGUCGAAACUCCAUUCGGAAGGACGCGCCCAAGACAUCGAAAGAGAGAAGCAAGACGCGCUGGCCAAGGCGAAGCAGGGCCAGGGACAGUGGAAGGAGGAGCUGGCUAGUGAUAGUGAGAGUAUUGUGAAAGCGGAUCGCAGCGAGGGAGGUAAGAGCACGGAGGAGACGAUUCGGGCGCUGCAGGAGGAGGCGAAGAAGGUGGGGAAGUCUUGA
This is a messenger RNA of Aaosphaeria arxii CBS 175.79, 336 nucleotides long. RefSeq lists its product as uncharacterized. NCBI's taxonomy places the organism in Eukaryota, Fungi, Ascomycota, Dothideomycetes, Pleosporales. The transcript is spliced from 3 exons. The record is from RefSeq and is a predicted model, not a curated record. The coding region runs from base 1 to 336 and encodes 111 amino acids.